GCACUGGACCUUUAAACCGCGGUUGCCAAUCGAAGGAGGGCAAAGACAGGAAAGGAGGAGGGAAAUCACGCUUGUACCUCUGCUGACUCUCCAAUUGAGAGAAGCCAAUACAGAGAGGAGCACUUUAGACAGCCUCCUUAGGAAAAAACUAAACAAACACAUAAUUCCAUGUAAUAUGUAGGAUAUACAACGCAUUUACUUAUUUUUUCUAUUCUCCUGGAGAAUUUUACGCACCGCUAAAGGCUCCUGUGAGGAAAACGCCGCAGAGAUGAGUGUUGCGCGUUCUGGCGUGCUUCUGAAACAUCCGCGCUCCUGAUAAAGGGACCAAAGAGGACAAACGAGGCUUUUUUUCCCCUAAGAUCGCAAAGGUGGAGCGAUUAGAGAAGGGCUGAUGAAGGGACUAUUAAUCCUUUCAGUGCAUCAAAAGCACCAACGAGGAUUAGAAACGUUUGGAUGGAAAUCGGAACUGUUUUUGGUUUUAUAUGAAACUGGUGAUUAAUUAUUGUAAGUUUUUCCCUCACUAAACACAUUUCUAAGGUGUUUUGCCUUGUGGAAGGUUGUAGGAAAACGUGAAUUGGCAAGAAAGAAAAACAAAAAAAGCAACUCUUCGCCUUUUUUUUUUCUUCAAGUAAUUUCUUAAUCUAAAUGGAAUUAGUUGAGUCUGAAGUCGGUUGUGAAAGAAACAGACAUGGUACAUGGGCACAGCUUCAUUCACGUUGUGGCAAGUCUACUCAUGCUUGGCUUUUCUGGGGCAACAAAAAAGGAUAUGGCUACAGUGAAAAACAAUUCAGGAGUGAAACCUGCAGAUCAGUGUGGAGCAUGGGUAAAAGACGCAGACGGAGGGCUCUUCACCUCACCCAAUUAUCCAAAUAAAUACCCCCCAAACACAGAGUGUGUGUAUAUCCUUGAAGCUCCCCCAAGACAGUGCAUUGAUCUACACUUUGAGGACAGUUAUUCAAUCGAGUCCUCCUGGGAAUGUAAAUUUGACAACAUUGAGGUUCGCGAUGGACCAUUUGGCUUUUCCCCAAUGCUUGGGAGGUACUGCGGUCAGCACAGCCCUCCCGAUAUUAGGAGUAGCGGCCGAUACCUGUGGAUAAAAUUUGUAACCGAUGGAGAACUGGAAGGGGUGGGAUUUUCAGCAAGUUACAACUUCACAGCAGAUCCAGACUUUGCUGACUUGGGAGUGCCUCCACCUCUGCCCUCCUGUCAGUAUGAUAUGGUAGGUCCAGAGGGCAUCGUUGAGUCACAUCAGAUCACCAGAGAUGGGAAAGCUGGUGCCACUGAGGCUGUCGACUGUAAAUGGUACAUCCGUGCUCCACCCCGUUCCAAGAUCUACCUGCGCUUUCUGGACUAUGAGAUGGCAAACUCCAACGAAUGCAAGCGCAACUUUGUAGCAGUCUAUGAUGGAGGAAGCUCGGUGGAAGACCUGAAGAGCAAAUUCUGUUCCACUGUGGCUAACGACAUCAUGCUGGUGUCCACACUGGGAGUUAUCCGGAUGUGGGCAGAUGAGCUCAGCCGCAAGAGUCGCUUCCGUAUUCUUUUCACAACCUACCAAGAACCUCCUUGUGAUGACGAUGCCUUCUUUUGUCACAGUAACAUGUGCAUAAACUACACUCUAGUGUGUAACGGCAUGCAAAACUGUGUCUACCCCUGGGAUGAGAACCAAUGCAAAGAGAAAACUAAUACCAAAUUCCUGGACAACCUCAACUCCUCAAAUGGGGCCAUAAUUGGGGUGACCUGCUGCAUCGUGUUCAUCCUCCUCAUCGUCUCAGUAAUUGUUCAGAUAAAGCAGCCGCGUAAGAAAUACAUUUUCCGACGAGAAGACUUUGACCCCACCAUGUUUCAGGAGGUCUUUGAACCCCCCCACUAUGAGCUAUGUACUUUACGGAGUGCCGCCACACCCACAGCGGCCUCUGCAGAUUUGGUUGACUUGGCGGAGGACUUUGAGAACUACCACGCCCUUCGCCAGGCCUCCUCCCGCUGCAUUCAUGACCACCACUGUGGCUCUCCCUCUUGCCCUGGCUCUGCACACAUAUCACAGCUGUCGCUCAGCGGUCGAGGGAGCAGGAGUAACUUAAGUGCCCGCGACUCAGGGGCCACAGCAGCUCUGCUCACAGACCUUCCGCAGCCACCAAUGUCUGUGCGGCCCCUGCUGCCAGCCACAGGGAACCGUAGGAGCAUCUUGGUCAUGAAGCACAGCUACUCUCAAGAGGCGGCAGACAAUGGAUGCGACCUGGAUGACGACCUGGAAGACGUUCCAACCACCAGCCAUCGACUGUCACGCCAUGAAAAGGCAGUACAGCGGUUCUGCCUCAUUGGCUCUUUGAGCAAACAUGAAUCAGAGUACAACACAACUAGGGUCUAGGAGACAAUCCCAAGACUUCUUGAAAAUAGUGCUAUCCUGGAACAGUACGAACGGGCGUCACUGACACAUGACAGAGUGGAUCGGGAAUUCACACCAGCAUGAUGCUGGUGAUGAUGAUGAUGAUGAGGGUACACUUUGGUGAAAUGGAUACAUACUGGAGUUGUAUUCAUGUGCAAAGAUUACGAUGGACUAGAAUUAAAUACUCUAGCCACAAUGCUGUGAAGAGAAAACAGUUACCUCUACUGCUGAUGCAGUUUGCUGAAUGCUUUUUAAUAUCUGUGGCUUUUAUAUAAGAAACAAAUAUGAAGGAGUGCAGUGUGGGCUGUGAAAUAUCUGUUAUUUUUGAUAGAUUCCUUCUUACCAUAAAGCCAGUUUGACCAUUUUCAAGUUUCUUUUUUUCAGCAUGCCUUUUAUUAGUUAAUAACAUACAUGUUAAAAUUUUUCACACCUCCUUAGUCCAACAUCUUUGAAACUUGACUCUACUUAAUACUAACCUAACUGAAAUUAUUAAUAGGGGGGUAUGGCAGAAUUCUUCCAAGUUUAAUUAAAAAACCUAAUGAGAUGUUUGGCUUGUGCAUGCACCAUUAUUUUCCAUUAAUGCAUUAACAUGCUAGCAAAAAAAUUGAGGAAAAAAUGAGUUAGCAUUAGGUCAUAUAAGCUUUAUAUGCAAUUUAAAAAGUAUUUACAGAUGUAUUAAAGGUAUGCAUGUUAUGUGGUUAAACAGCAUUCUUCUUUUUUUUUAAGUGUUUAGCAUUUUUUAAAUGUAAUUAGAGUUUGAGUUUGUUGACUUUGAAUAUACCGGCUUAGCCUUUGACUGGCAUUUUUUCUUUCGCUUUUUAGACAAACAUUUAAUUUUGAUUGAAUUCUCUUUAACCGAAGCUUAAUAUCUUUAUAUAAAAUACACUUUUCUAAUAGGAAAAAUAAAUAAAAAGGACAGUUUAUAUAUUGCUCUAUUUAGCUUUUAGGGCUGAUGUAAUUGAAGUUUUAUAAAACAAAAACAUCGUUUAAGCUUUUCAACUUUUUUUAAGCUUUUUCAGAUUUUAGUCAGUACCUUCAAAUUGUCCACUAAGUGUCCUCAGAUUAUUAGGCAAACCAUUAACAUCUCUAAAUCCUUGAGUUUUGAAAUUGUGUUGGUUUUUUAUCUAUAUUCUAAAUUGAUUUAUUGUUAUUUUGUGUUCCUGAGUAUUUUUAUUUUGAAUGGAAGCAUAAUUAACAUUUUGAAGUGGCCCAGCAUGAGUGUGAUUUAGAAUCUGACCAUUUAUAUCAGAGGUCAAAUAUUAGCACAAUAACAAAUAAUGUUGCAAUAUGGAUCCCAUCAUCAAAGUUAAAGCAUCAGUCCGACAGAAGACACUUCAUACUGCUUAAUUUAAUGUGUAUAUUGAAGUAUCUAAGAUAAAAUAUAUUUAGCUUUUUUUGGGGGGGGAGAUGGGAUUGGGUGUUAUGUGAAGAAAGAAGACUGUACCUACUUCAUGUAUGUACAGCAGGGCUAAAUGUUUCCCACAUAUUGUUUCCAGUGGUUAACACAUGGCAUGUUGUUAUUUUUGGAGAUACCAAAUUUGCACUUUAUAAAAGUUUCGUACCUUCACUGUAGUUCUGUUAAAGUUUUUCUUUCUUUCUUUCUUUCUUUCUUUCUUUCUUUC
This is a messenger RNA of Cyprinodon tularosa, 4005 nucleotides long. RefSeq names its product neuropilin (NRP) and tolloid (TLL)-like 1, like (gene neto1l). The record is from RefSeq and is a predicted model, not a curated record. Lineage: Eukaryota; Metazoa; Chordata; Actinopteri; Cyprinodontiformes; Cyprinodontidae. The coding region runs from base 689 to 2365 and encodes 558 amino acids. Gene Ontology annotation, molecular function: protein binding. The transcript is spliced from 12 exons.